AUGCAGUCGCAACCUGGGUCCCAGAGGGGGUUCCAGCGUCGGUCGCCAGGCGCGGAGCCUGGCCCACCGCCAAACGUCCCUGUGCGCUCGAUCUCACCGGGCACGCAAGGACGACCGCAGCAAGGAAGCGUCUCACGAUCGAGCCAAAGCAGUUCCAGGAGGGUCAACCGAGAGAACUCGGGCAGCGGAUCAAACAUGCCGCUCUCGCAGAUCGAAAAGAGCGUGACCCAUCUCCUCGUCGCCACGAAGCAGCUUCUCGAGACGUUGACGCAAUGGUCGAGGGGGCAGGCAACCGAUACACAGGUAUCCGACGUCUAUGUACGUUUGGGUUACGAGUUCAACAUGGCGUGCCGAGCCUUCUCAGCCAUCAACGUUGACGUAUCCGACCUCGGCAACGUGCCUGAUUCCCUGCGACACAUACUCGAAGCGACGCUCAGCCAAGAAGCGAGCUCAGAGAACCUGGAGAAUUACUUGCCCAGGAUACGGGACAUUAUCAUCAACCUUCUCCAUGGCCUCAAGCGCAAACAACACAAACUCCGCCAGAAGCAGUUCAGAGACCGGGACGGCAACCCGAUACCCGAGAGAACCACGAGCGUGAGCACCGUGGGGAGCGGAAACAGUGGCCUGACGAACCUGUUGGAAGAGGGUAUAGAAAAUGGGUACAAGCCCGACGCACCGCGAAGUGAUUCACUUGCCGCGCAAAGGAAUCCCUCGCCUACGAGGCGCUUCCCCUCACAGCGAGAACAGUCUUUGAACUCCAUUUCUUCCGAACAGUCCACACUGUCGAGCAACACGAUGCAGAAUAUACCAGUGCUGCCACCAUACCCUGGGGAUGAGUCGAUGCCAUCCCUACCUUCAGCGGGGAAGAGCGAAGUCCACGUCGACUCGUUUCCCCCGCCACCGCCGCCACCACCUGACAACCAGUCCAGCGCGCUGGCGGCACUUCAAAAGGGUGGCGACCUCGAGCGCCGAGCAUCUCGACGCUACUCGCAAUACCAGAUAUCCAAGCAUCUGGGCGGCUCGGUCAACGGCGUCCCCAUCCUGGCGCAGAAUGGUCCGGUACCCAAUCGGGGCAAGAAGGAAGCACGAGAAUCACUGCGAGCUGUGCAAAAGAGGGAAUCUGUCCGCCACAGUAGGCAUACUUCCACACAAUCCCGAGCCGCGGCGCAAGAUACUGCGCCCGCUCGUGUUCCCAGUCGUGUGUCCGAAGAGGCCGCGCAAGGAGAAGAAAGCACGUCUGUUUCGGAGAGUCCGGAGGUGCAAACACCAGAGGACAAAUACGCCCCAAGCGCCACCCUGGCAGGUCCCUUGCCUGACGCACCAGAAUUCGUCAGCCGACAAGAUUCGCUGCCAGAUGCCAAUGCCACAGCGACGACCCCCAAGGCCGACGAACCGCCCAAGAUCGAAGAGAAGUCCCUGCCACCACCGCCGCGCGAGUCCAAGCCAAGCGAGUCGUACUUCCAGGUCUCGCCGCCUCCGACGCCCACUCAAGACUUGACGCUAUUCUUGCAGUACAAAUCCAAGGUCAAAAAGUUUGUCCUGCCAGAGGGACGCGAGGAGCUCACCAUUGGCCGGUUGCAGCUCGCAUUCAUUGAGAAGUUCUCGUGGAGCACACAACAGAAUGGCACCGACCUCCCGGAAAUCUAUAUCCAGGAUCCAGUAUCGGGGGUCAGGCAUGAGCUCGAAGACCUGACAGACGUCAAAGACCGCACAGUCUUGGUGCUCAACGUGGAGCCUCUGGAUGAAAUCAAGCGCCAUAUCGACGAGGGCAUGUCUUCUCUGGCCAAGAUUGUGCAGGAAGUCAAGCAGAAUGUGGACGACCAGGGCGCCACCCUCCAGCAGGUGUCAGACCGCCAGCAGGAAACAUCCAAAGAGCUGGCGAACCUGGCAACCAACCCACCGGUCACGGCUAGCUCCCCCGGGCCAUCCAGGCCUGCGUUCGGCAGCGGGCGCAAGCUCAACCAUGGCCAGGCGGGCGAGUUGCAAAGCCUGCGACGCGAUCUCGCUGUCCUCCGCCAGACGUACUCCAACUUCCAGUCCGAUGUCCAGACUUCCAUGUCCAGCCUUCGACAAAAGGCUGCCGAUGUCAAGACUGUGGCUGCCAAGGCUGUCGUUCCGGAUAUAGAUGGCGAUGCUGGAUACUCCUACGUCAAGGAGGGCCGUCAACACCUCAACACCGACUCGGACCAUCUCGUCGGCAAGGUCGACGAUCUUCAAGAUCUUGUAGAGGACUUGCGCAAAGACGUCGUCCACCGUGGCGUGCGGCCCCUGCCUCGCCAGCUGGAGAACGUUUCCAAGGAUAUUUCUGGUCUGACCAAGGAACUCAAGAGGAUGGAGGACUAUCUCACGCAAGAGAAGCCCAUCUGGACUAAGAUCUGGGAGAAGGAACUCGAGGACGUUUGCCAAGGUCGCGACGAGCUUCGCGUUAUGGAGGAACUGCUCGUCGAUCUUCGCGACGACCUCGAAAAGGCUACCGAGACAUUCGUCUUGGUCGAGCAAGCCACCAAGGAACAGAUGAAAGAUGCUGGCACGGGUGCCAGCGCCGGCACGGCGAGACAGUUCUCCAAGGGCCUGGAGAAUCUGGGCAACAGUCUUGACCCGAACGCGGCCAAGGAGGGCGUUCUUGGCGAGGUACGCGCUCUCCAGCCUAAUCACGAGAACCGUCUAGAAGCCAUUGAACGUGCCGAGAAACUGCGACAAAAGGAACUCGCUGGCCGUCGAGGCAACAAGUUGCACCAGGAGAUCCAUGCCUUCGUCCAGGAAGGUCGUUUGAAGAAGAGCGGCGGAUUCGAGGAGAUUGAACGCGCAAGGCAGAUCAAGGAAGACAAGAUCCGAAGAGAGGUGUGGGAUCGAAUGAACGGUCUCCUUCCCGAGGAGGGCGAAGAGUUUGAAGAGGGUGAAUAUGAGGAAUAUGAGGAGGAGGAUGAGCUGGAAGGUGGACAAGAGCGGGAGGAAGAGCACGAGCAGGGUCAAGAUCGCGCAUCUGGCGAGCAGACCGCAAGGCCAGCGAGCGGCGACAGCGGUAAUGGUAAAGACGAGACGACAACGGCCAAGCAGGAUGGAUGA
Molecule: messenger RNA, 3066 nt
Organism: Emericellopsis cladophorae
Lineage: Eukaryota; Fungi; Ascomycota; Sordariomycetes; Hypocreales; Bionectriaceae
Product: Bud site selection protein-like protein
Exons: 2
Coding region: 1-3066 (1021 amino acids)
Biological process (GO): establishment of cell polarity
Cellular component (GO): cell tip; cytoplasm
Molecular function (GO): cytoskeletal regulatory protein binding
Source: RefSeq, a predicted model, not a curated record